AUGAAGAGACAAGUUACCUCUGGAACCCUGCUCCUCAGGUGUUGGUACCCGGCGCUGCCCUUGGGGGACGUGGACUGUUUCCCGCAGUCGGACUUCGGCUUCCUGGGCUCCCAGAGGGCCGCUUGUUGGGAGCGGGGCGGCGUGGGGCCGGGGGCAGAUGUAUCCCACACCUGGUCUUCCUGCCUCUGCCACAGUCUCAUCAGUUUCCUGGGGUUUUUGCUGCUGCUGGUCACCUUCCCCGUUUCUAGCUGGUUUGCCUGGAGAAUUGUGCCCACCUAUGAUCAGAUGAUCGUGUUUCUAUUGGGCUGGAUCCGUACCCCUCAAGAGCCUGGCAUGGUUUUCCUCCUGCUCAUUGACUUCUUUCAGAGGGUGGAUCUGAGGACAUGAGCUUUCAAUGUCCCUCCCUGCAAGGUGAGGGAAUGGGGCGUGCUGUCUGUGGGGGCCAAUGUCCAGUUUAGGGCUCCAGUAUUGUCAGUGAUGACUGUGAAGGACCUGAACACAGCCAUAGCCCAGAGUGCCAUGACCAAGGCCCUGCUCAAGAGGCCUCUGCAGGCAAUCCAGAUGGAAAAGCUCAAGAUCAGCAACCAGCUCUUGUUAAAGCUCAACAACGUGACCAGGGCCCGGGGGCUUGAGGUGGACCACGUGGAGCUGGCAGUGGAGGCUGUGCUACGGCCACCACAGGACAGUCCGGCUGGGCAGCUGGCUCUCCAUUUCCUGGGGAGGGGCGUUUACUCACUGGCAAGAGGUACCCUGCCCCCGGGGCCAGACAUCUUGGAGAUGGUGAGCAGAGUUGAGUUGCCUGCCCCUCACGUUGGUGCUAGGCCCAGCUUGAAGAAGCCGGCCGAGGGACUGCUGACUACUCUGCAGCCCCACCUGGUCAGCCAAGUUCGGGCCUGCUACCAGUUCAGUGUGGUCCUUCCCAGUGACACCCAGAGCAUCUACUCCCUGGACCUAACUAUACGUCUGAAGGGCAACCUAGCAAUGGCCAUGAAACUGGAGGCUGUUCUUAGGGCCCUGAAGUAG
This is a messenger RNA of Myotis myotis, 1023 nucleotides long. RefSeq names its product stomatin like 1 (gene STOML1). Gene Ontology annotation, cellular component: plasma membrane. Lineage: Eukaryota; Metazoa; Chordata; Mammalia; Chiroptera; Vespertilionidae. The record is from RefSeq and is a predicted model, not a curated record.